GCAGAAUGCAGAGCUGUGUGGAGAUAUCAUGCCUUUUGAUGAGCAGCUAAGGACCACACUGCACUGCGAUGACAAGGAAAAGCUUCGUAGGAAGUUGGAGCUGCUACAAAGGGAGUACCUCAAGACAGCUGAGAGACUACAGGUAAGAGUCUUUUUCUUUUCUUCUAUAAGCCCCGUCUAGAAAUGAUCUUUCUCGCACUCGUAUUUUAUCUGCUCACAGCGUGCUGAGCAUUUUGACGCAGUGCGCAAACAUGUGAGGAGGAGAAUCAGUCAGCAGAACCAGAGAGACCAAGAUGUGACAUCUAACCCCCGUGUCAGCCCAUCUCCGUUGAUACUGCACGCCACCAAUGGGGCAGCCACAAGUGAAGCUCAGUGCGAGGGGCUCACUGGAGGUCCGGUGGAUUCUGACAUCUCCAGGAAAAGCCAGGUGAUCAGGUUCCUGCUCCCUUCUGAAGACCCUUGCACUGAAACCCUGAUUCCCAGCCAUGGCGCAGCUCGAGGUCACAGAUCGAGCCCCACUCUGCGCCUCAGGUCUCGACGCAGCCGCUUGCGGUGGGAGAGGAGGAGCGCUGAGGCUGGCAGGAGCACAGACGACAACAGUGAGGAAGGACAGGAGCACAGUGAAAGGAUGGAGAUUGGAGGUGAAGGGAGAGACCAAUCAGAGGGAACACAGGUUGUGAAUGAAAGUGAAGAGUUCAUUUCUGGUACAGACUCCGAGUCUCCGUCUCUGCUGCUGACACACUGGAACACUUGUGGGCAAAAUGAAACAGGAGAUAUUGAGGGAAGCCAAAUACAAGGACAACAAGAGCAAAGGGAAAAUGAGACCGAGUUAAGAUCAGAAGGGGAAAAAAAAUCCAAGUCAACUUCUUUGGUGCUUAGGUAUUGGGACCCUGCAGACAGGGAACUGAAGGGCACUCAAAAUGGAAACAGAAAGGAGGGAGAAGAAGACGUUGAGAACUGUACAGAGCAGAGGCUGUGUGGAAACAGCAGUGAUAAAGACAAUGAACAAAAUUCAGCAGAGGAAACAGAAAAGGAAAAACGUCCUGAAAAUCCAGCUGAAUUAAAAAAAGAUAAAAGUGAGAUGGUUGGAUUUGGCAAUGAUGUGAAGGCCGUGAGUCUCCUGGACUCCUGUACGCUCGUGGAAGGACUCAUUUUCCCCGCAGAGUAUUACGUCCGGACCACAAGGCGUAUGUCAUCAUCCCAGAGCCAGCCGAACAUGCAGGCUAUCAUUCUCUCCCAGCUGAGCCCUGGGCGGCGUUGCAGCCGCCGGGGCCGCGGUAGAAGAUCCAACAGGCACACACAAAAUUCUGAACGUUCAGAUCAACACACCAAUAUAAGUUUAUCUCCACCGACCACUGCGUCUGUAGCUCCUUACCUGGACUCACAGCCCGCUGAGCAGAACACUCAGAGCUCCAGCGAGCUUUCAGAUCGAUUCUCAGGUUGUCAGAUCGACAUGGGUGUUUGUUUUUCUCCUAUUGUCCCCACUGCUCGUCCAGCAAGAGGGAGGAGGAAGAAGAGAGGUAGAGGAAGAGGGAGGCCUCAAACCCCACGAUGCUCUCUAAGUUUAGACUCCAAUCAGGUAGUUCUUUCACAAAAAACCUCAGAGGAUCCCCCGCCAAAAAGCUCCCCGGUCAAUACCUCCCCGCCUCUUCAUGGAGCUGCUGGACCAAAGCCCUUCAUCUCUACAGUGCCGGAUGUCCCACAGCCUGCGUGCACAAACAGCACAGACACACCGCCUCCUCCUGGAGUUAUUGCUGCUCAGUCUGCCUCUGGACCUCUGGGGAAGGUCUUUCCCAUCUUUCACAAGAGCGGUGAAAAGAGUAACAGAUCCACACCGAUCAGUAGAGACGCAGCGAGCUGGCAGUCCCUCCUCCUGCCCUCCUCUCCACUGGCCCAAACCUCUCUGCUUCCUCUCCCCUCUCUCUCUAACGGCUCGCUGUUCAACAACCUGAUGAACUUUGACAUUAUCCAGGACUUCCAUCUCCCUGAUGAGCAGUUUGCUCUCCUUAAGCUGCACAAGCUACGCCAAGUCUCCGUGGCUUCAGGAGUCGAACCUUUGUCAACGCCGUCUUACAUCACGCGCAGAAGCAGCCGCCGUUUUGUCGGCAGUGACGCAGAGAGGCUCCUUCCACUACCGCUCAGCCUCACACCCACCAUCACAAACUCCCCCCUUACCACUGAAGCUGCUUCACAUUCUGACCUGCAAAAUGUGUCGAUGAAAUACAGCCGGUCCGUAACGGAAGAUCCUGGACGAGUUAUUAAGGAAACCCUCGGAGAGCAGCAGACUGGAAACCUUCAGAUAGAGAGUCAGACUAAAUCCCCCCGAACCGGAUCUGUGCCAGUGGUUCAAGAUGUUGGCGUCGAUCAAUAUCAAGAGAGGAUGAUUCUGAAUGCUGACCACACUGUCGAACCACAGCCUCACAUCAACUUAGCAGACAUCCCUGCAGGAAGGGCAAAUAAUUAUGACCAUGAACUUCCGAUUAAAGAGUCUCUCAUUUUAUCAGAGGAACAAACAGUUAGUCACGCUGUUAUCCAUCCUUUGGAGGAACAUGUGUCCACAAACAACCAAACAGAUACCAUCAGGACUCUUUCCUUUGAUAGCUCUCUACAGGAAACCCCAGAGGAGCCUCCUGAAAGCCGCUGUGCUGAUCAGUUAUGUAAUAUCAGCAAAGCUUCACCCUUGCAGAUUCUGCAUGAGAAAUCUCCCGCUUUAGACUCAAGGGAACCCCCUGCACGGCCUGCAAGACGCACGCCUGGAGACAGACCGCAGCCCCACAGCUCUCAGCUCCUGUUGAGCCCCGCUCUGGCUUCAGCACCCUUCAUAACCCAGCACCCGCCCCCUGCCUCUGCUCUCCUCUCCAGCCCCACUCUGCCAUCACUAGGACUCACCCCCCAUCUCCUACCCUCCUGUCCCUCUGCCCCACCUCUCACCCUGCCUCCCCCUCACAGCCCGUCCACCCAGGCCCUGUCCCCUCCAGCUCUCUCUCAGUGUCGAUCCCAGAUCCGGGCUUCAUCUGAGCCGCCACGUACAGACGGCCAAUCCCAGAGGAUUGAAGCUCCGCCCUGCAGGACCGUUCCCGGCAUCCUGUCCCAGGGUGGGAAGGGGGAGACAGCAGAGGAACACAUGAUGAGAUGCACACACACACUUAAGGCCCCAGCAGGAGGCUGUCUGGUGGAUGCUUGCCUCCUGCGUGGAUCCUCGGGGGGUUUGUGUGUCGCAGCAGCAGGAAAGUGGGCCUUGUGUCUCUGGAGUCAGUCUCAAGCUUCCGACUGGAGCCUCACACACACCUGGGCCUUCAAUGAGCCAGUGAUCGAUGUGUUUCCUGUCCCGGAUGCUGCAGGGCUGAUGUGUGUGACUCUGGGUCAGUUAGAAAUCCGAGAAAUUAGGAUGCUGUCGUGCCGCAGCCUCUCCCAGCUGCUGCUCUGUGACAGCGUUGUUCAGGCGGUUGUGUGUGUGUCCGGGUCCAGAGUGGUGACCUCCUCCCACUCAGCGUCCGGCUCCAGCCUGCAGGUGUUCACGCUCUCAGACAGCGGCAGCUCUUUCAGCACACCGGCCCCUCAGCUUCUGGUGUCUCCUGGUGUUUGUGUCGGGGCCCUCGCUGCGGUGGACGGACUUUCAGACGCUCUGGUCGGCUCUGAUGAAAGCGGCCACCUCUUCGUCUGGAACUUACAGACGGGUCAGCUGCUGCAGAGAAUCAUCCUGGAAGAAGAUUUAUCCCACAUGGCCUGUCUCAGAGGAUACUCCUACUGUGGAGUGUUGUUUGUCCUGCUGCAGCAUCAGCUGCUCAGCUCUCUGGAGGAAGAAGUCAAAGAGAGGGAAGAUGAGAGUAGGAACAUGGCUCUGUUCUCCUUGGUCGCCAUUAACCCUCUGAGUGGGAAAUCUGCCCUCGCUACUCGACUGUAUCCGCCCAAAGCCUGGUCCGGCAGGCUGUGUGAAGCCGACGUCAGCAGCUCCAGCGUGGUGGGCCUUAGUCAGAGCGGCUGUGUGUGUGUGUGGGAGCUCGGGCCCCGGGGGGCACCGAGGAUGGUGUCGGCCCCUGAGAGUGAGGGCUGGCAGCUGGCUCGAUGGGGGGGAGAGGGAACGCUGGUGACUGGACAUCACAACGGAGACGUCACCCUGCACUACAGUCAGACAUCUCUCUGAAACCAAGGAGACGAUCGGAAGAGCUGAUCCCUUUUAUCAAAAUAACAAUGUCCAGCCAUCGCCGUACGAAUGUUUACAUGAAGAUUUUAACCUUUUAAAAUACUUACAUUUCACAUUUGGUUCCGUGGCUUUUCGUAAAGGGGCCCUGUAUUUGUAUUUUGUGACAUGUUUGCAUGCUGUUAAAUGCACAAAAACCUACACAACAUGCUACAGGGAAGGGAAACCCUCAGAAGCGUAAAGGUUCCCCUAAAGUCAUUCCUGCUAAGAUACUGUAAAGUGAACACAUUGGACUGCUGCUAUUCAGACAACAAGAACCGUAACAAGACUGAAUUAUUAAGGUAAAAGUAUUUCCUAUUGGUUUUCCUUCAGCGUCUCUACACUGUUUUUAGAUCCGCAGUAUCACACACUGAACCUGUCUGUGGGAAAGUUGACUUCAUGGUUGAUUUCCACUUCAUAGACCACUGUAACCCUAAAGCCAUCUUUGUGUUUUUUGCUGCUGCUGUUAUGACUGUUCCUUGCUGUUGUUACUUGAAUAUAUUGGUAUAUGUAAAAAAAGAAAAGAAGUGUUGCCAAAGUUUGUUCUUAUCAUGUGCAUUAAACCUUAAGUAUGUUGUA
Messenger RNA from Eleginops maclovinus (Patagonian blennie), 4759 nucleotides. It is a transcript of the gene palb2, whose product is annotated as partner and localizer of BRCA2. Bases 629 to 4144 code for a protein of 1171 amino acids. The record is from RefSeq and is a predicted model, not a curated record. Lineage: Eukaryota; Metazoa; Chordata; Actinopteri; Perciformes; Eleginopidae. Gene Ontology annotation, molecular function: protein binding; DNA binding. Gene Ontology annotation, biological process: double-strand break repair via homologous recombination. Gene Ontology annotation, cellular component: nucleoplasm. The transcript is spliced from 11 exons.